Molecule: messenger RNA, 540 nt
Organism: Aspergillus lentulus
Lineage: Eukaryota; Fungi; Ascomycota; Eurotiomycetes; Eurotiales; Aspergillaceae
Source: RefSeq, a predicted model, not a curated record
AUGUAUGAAUCAUUCCGUCCUCAUCCGCUUCUUGCCCAAGUCCCCUUGACAGUCUCCCCGUUCAUCAAUCUCCCUACCUCAGUCACUCUUCCCUACACCUACAAGUCGGUUCCGUCAACUCUGCCUCCAUCUGUUACCGUUGAUCCCAGUAAUCCGGACAUCAAAGCCCGUUAUGUGGUCUCCCCAAGCGGCGAGCAUGCGGCGCGUCCCGAAGAGAUCCUGGCCUCUUGCAAGUCGCUGGAGGAACAUCUGAACAGGACGCGAAUCGAGGCCGAGAACGCGAUCAAGAAAUGGGAGGAAGCAAUAUCGCAACGAGAGCUUGCGGAAAAGAGGCGUGUUGCCCCGGGUUGGCUGGAUCGAGAUGAGAAAUUGCUUCAGCCUAUCAGUUCGGCGCCGGCUCAGUCGUCAAAGAAUCAGUCAAACCAUAGCUUACUGGACAGCGCAUCCGGCAAUCAGAGUUCCUCCGGCUUUCCUGCCAUGGUACCUCGUGAUGAGGGCGAAGAGUUGGAUCGAGCUUUUGGAGGAUUGGAUGUGAAAUAG